This is a messenger RNA of Rhodotorula graminis WP1, 1644 nucleotides long. RefSeq lists its product as uncharacterized. The record is from RefSeq and is a predicted model, not a curated record. The coding region runs from base 1 to 1644 and encodes 547 amino acids. The transcript is spliced from 8 exons. Gene Ontology annotation, biological process: carotenoid biosynthetic process. NCBI's taxonomy places the organism in Eukaryota, Fungi, Basidiomycota, Microbotryomycetes, Sporidiobolales, Sporidiobolaceae. Gene Ontology annotation, molecular function: oxidoreductase activity.
AUGGCUCCUCGUCCGUCCGUGAUCAUCGUCGGUGCAGGCGUCGGCGGUACCAGCUCGGCAGCAAGGCUCGCCCAGGCCGGGUUCGACGUCCAAGUCGUCGAGAAGAACGACUUUGCCGGCGGCCGAUGCUCCCUCUUCACCGAUCCCACCGGCGAGCACCGUUUCGACAUGGGCCCGUCGCUCUACCUCAUCCCGCGCCUGUUCGAGGAGACCUUCUCCGACCUCGGUACCAGCCUCGACGCUGAGGGCAUCAAGCUCGUCAAGUGCGAGCCCAACUACCGCAUCGUGUUCCCGGACAAGGAGGUCGUCGAGAUGAGCAGCGACCUCACCAAGAUGAAGAAGGAGGUCGAGAAGUGGGAAGGCGAGAAGGGCUUCGAGGGCUUCCUCGGCUUCCUCAAGGAGGGCCACGCUCACUACGAGCUGUCGAUGGUCCACGUCCUGCACCGCAACUUCACCUCGUACCUGUCGCUCCUCCGCCCGUCCUUGAUCGUCAACCUCAGCAAGCUUCAUCCCUUCGUGUCUGUCUACACGCGCGCGACCAAGUACUUCAAGACGGAGCGCAUGCGCCGCGCCUUUACCUUUGCCGCCAUGUACCUCGGCAUGUCGCCGUUCGACGCUCUCGGCGCCUACAACCUCCUGCAGUACACCGAGCACUGCGAGGGCAUCCUGUACCCGCUCGGCGGCUUCGGCACGGUCCCGAAGGCGCUGCAGCGCAUCGCCGAGCGCAACGGCGCCAAGUUCCGGUUCAACUCGACCGUCAAGCGCGUCGUCGUCCAGGACGGCAAGGCCAAGGGCGUCGAGCUGGAGGGCGGCGAGAUUCUGUCGGCCGACAUCGUCCUCGUAAACGCCGACCUCGUGUGGUCGAUGGCGCACCUGUACCAGGAGACGGCCUACUCGAAGCGCCUCGAGGAGAAGCCUGUCUCGUGCUCGUCCAUCUCGUUCUACUGGGCCAUGAAGCGGUCCGUCCCCGAGCUCGGCUCGCACACGAUCUUCCUCGCCGACGAGUACAAGGAGUCGUUCGACUCGAUUUUCCGCGACCACAAGAUCCCGCACGAGCCGUCCUUCUACGUCAACGUCCCGAGCCGUCACGACCCUUCUGCCGCUCCCGCCGACAAGGACACGGUCAUCGUCCUCGUCCCGGUCGGCCACAUCUCCAAGGCGCUCCCGACGUCGUCCGACUGGGACAAGGUCGUCGAGGAGACGCGCAACAAGGUCAUCCGCGAGGUCGAGGGCCGCCUCGGCAUGACCAACUUCCGCGACCUCAUCGCGCACGAGACGGUCAACACGCCCAUCACCUGGGGCGAGAAGUUCAACCUGCACCGCGGCAGCAUCCUCGGCCUGUCGCACGACUUCUUCAACGUCCUCAGCUUCCGCCCCAAGACGCGCCACCCGACCGUCAAGAACGCCUACUUUGUCGGCGCGUCGGCGCACCCGGGCACGGGCGUGCCCAUCGUCCUCGCCGGCGCCCGCAUGGCGACGACCCAGAUCAUCGACGACCUCGGCAAGCAGACGCCCAAGGAGUGGAACGUGUCGAGCAGCGAGCUCGCGACGCACCGCACGGGCCGCGACGCCAUGGGCGGCAUCGGCCUCUUGAUGGCGCUCGCCGCCCUCUUCCUCGCCAUCGCCGUCUACCUGAGGCAGUGA